Equus caballus (horse) is the source of this 3527-nucleotide messenger RNA. RefSeq names its product intercellular adhesion molecule 1 (gene ICAM1). Gene Ontology annotation, biological process: cell-cell adhesion. Gene Ontology annotation, molecular function: integrin binding. Gene Ontology annotation, cellular component: plasma membrane. The record is from RefSeq and is a predicted model, not a curated record. NCBI's taxonomy places the organism in Eukaryota, Metazoa, Chordata, Mammalia, Perissodactyla, Equidae.
UGGUGACGCCGCGCGUCCUGGAGCUGCCUGGGCUCGCUGGGGCCGCUUCUCGGGAAAUCUCGGUGUCAGCCCGGCGGGGGCGUGCCCUCAGGGGGAGGGGCACCCUUGAUGGAGGGCGCCCUAGAUCCCCCACCAAGCCAGGGUCGUCCCCUCGGUUAGAGAGGCCUGCGUGCACUGGGGAGUCACACUUGACUUCGAAUGGCCUGGCCGCGGGGAGCCUCAGUUUACCCCUCUGCCGAAUGGACACAGUAGCAGCCCCCGCGGUCCCGGGAAGCUGGUGGCAGUCAAUCAAGCGCUCAGCGCAAGGCGAUCGCAGAAUCAAGGGCAGCCCGGCCCGGGGAAGGGACCCCGCGGCGCGCCACCGCCUCGGCUCUCAUUACUUCAACUCGGAAAUUCCGGGCUCGAGCGGCCAGCGAGGGGGGACCGGCCUACUCGGGUCGGGCACCCUCUCAAUCCGGAAAUGCCGGAGCCCUCCUUCUGGAGGGGAAAGCGCGAGGUUUCCGGGAAGGAAGCGCCGCCCCUCGGCCCCCCGUGGCCGCGACUAUAAAAGGGCGCGCGUUCCUGGGCGGCCCAGGAGCGGCCACACAGCUGCGCUGCCCUGUGCGCCCCGCGCCCGCUAUGGCCCCCGGUGCCGCCCGCUGCGUCCUGCCCGCGCUCCUCGCCCUGCUCGGGGCUCUGCUCCCAGGCGGAGAGUUCCCUCUUGUUCGAGGCUGGGACCCCAGCACCCAGCAAAGCAUUUUAGAUCCAGGGUUUGCAGGAGCCCAAAUAUCAGUGACGCCCCCAGAAGCCAUCAUACCGCGAGGAGGCUCGGUGACAGUGAACUGUAGCGCCUCCUGUGCUGAGCUGGGCCUGGAGAUCGAACUGAGUAAGAAGGAAGUGGCCCAGGGGGUCAACUGGAAGACCUUCGAACUGAGUGAUGUGCGAGAGGACAUCUCUCCAAUAUGCUACGCAAACUGUCCCAACCAGACGGAGUCUUCAGUGUCCAUCACCGUGUACGGGUUCCCCGAUCUCGUGGAGCUGGAACCCCUGCCCUCCUGGCAGCCCGUGGGCCAGAACCUCACCCUGCGCUGCCAGGUGGCAGGCGGGGCGCCCCGCGACAACCUCACCGUCGUGCUGCUCCGCGGGGAGGAGGAGCUGAGCCGGCAGCCGGCGGUCGGAGAGCCAGCCCUGGUCAACCACACGGUGGAGGCCCGCAGAGAGGACCACGGCGCCAACUUCUCGUGCCGCGCGGAGCUGGACCUACGGUCCCGAGGGCUGGGACUGUUCCAGAACAGCUCGGCCCCCAGGCAGCUGCGAACCUACGUCCUGCCAGACACAAACCUGAGCCUCUCUGCCCCCCGGGUCGUGGAAGCGGGGACACAGGUGCUCGUGGAAUGCGUCCUGGGCGGGCUGUUCCCGGCGUCGGAGGCUCAGGUCCACCUGGCGCUGGAGGACCACAGGCUGAACGCCACAAUCACCUACAACGGGGACUCCCUCGUGGCCAGGGCUCCGAUGCAGGGGCUCGCGGGGGAGGAGGGCACCCAGCAGCUGGUGUGUGUGGUGGCGCUGGGAGGCAGGGACCUGCGGACGCGGGAGAAAGUGACCAUUUACAGCUUCCCGGCUCCCAACCUGACCCUCAGCCAGCCCGAGGUCUCUGAGGGGACGCUGGUGAGCGUGGAGUGUGAGGCCCAUUCUCCAGCCGUGGUGACGCUGCACGGGGCCUCAGCCAGCCGCCCCUCUGAGAGGGACCAAAUCCAUCUGAACGCCAGCGCGGAGGACAACAAGCGCAUCUUCUCCUGCUUGGCUACUCUGAAGGUGGCUGGGCAGAUGGUACACAAGAACCAGACCCGGGAGCUCCGAGUCCUCUAUGGCCCCCGGCUAGACAAGAGGGACUGCUCAGGAAACUGGACAUGGCCGGAAGGCUCGAAGCAGACGGCGAACUGCCAGGCCUGGGGGAACCCGACCCCCAAGCUGACCUGCAGCCGGAAGGACGGGGCUUUGCUGCCCAUCGGGACCCAGAUGCUUGUCAAGCGGGAGAUUGCCGGCACCUACCUGUGUCGGGCUGAGAGCUCUCACGGGAAGGUCACCCGAGAAGUGGUGGUGAAUGUGAUAUACCACCAGAAUAACGUGGUCAUCAUCAUUCUGGUAGCGGCUGUCAUCAUCUUGGGCACGGUGGGCACAGCUGCCUACAUCUAUAACCGCCGGCGGAAGAUCCAGAUAUACGAGCUACAGAAGAAGGCCCAGGAGGCAGCCGCUCUGAAGCUGAACGCCCUGGCCUCGCCGCCCUGAGCUGUCCCUGCACGCCUGGGCGGUGGUGCCACACUGAAGAGUGGCGGACAUAGGCCAUUCAGCUACAUGCACCCUCCCAGGAUGCCUCAGUCAGGAUACAGGCAGCCUUUGCGGUCGUGGUGCCUCACCUAGGACCCCAAGGCCUCACACCUGACAUGCAACCACAGGACUGAGCCAAGGAGGCAUGACAGUGAGGGAUGUCAGUGUCUGACCUGGCCGGAGGGUCAGCGAUGGAGAUGGGUCCCUCUGACAUGGGGACACCCAGCUGGGAACCACUGAAACUGACCACCACUGCGUGUGCUGAGGCACCACCACUGCGUGUGCUGAGACCACAGUCCUAACAAAGAAGUGGCCCUGCACAGACCCAUGCAGCCUCGAAACACAGAUCCCCACACAUCCUCCGACAGAUGCCAGCUGCAGUGCUGCUGUCCACUGACUGUCCCCAACCCUUGACGAUGACAUAUUUAUUCAUUUGCUCUUUUAUCAGCUGUUUACUGAUUGCCUUUGAUGUGGGCUAGAAUGGUAAACAGGAGGAACAUAGGUUCCUGCCCUCAGGAAGUUCUCAACUAAUCUCAUUCAGGGUCACCAGGUACAUUUGUACUGGCUGUGCACUGCACAAGAGUACAAGUGCCAGGUAACAAGAUCAAGCGGGGCUGGAAUUCCCCACUUCAUUGGCCAAGCUGCUUUCCUCUGGAAUUGGACUAUCAAUGGCCACGUGGUUAACUGGUGACAUGCCCAGGGACGACCCACUGAGCCCUUACUCCCCCCUCCCUGCACCCGAUCUUGGUAGGCCGCUUCUCCACCCAUCGACCUCUCUGCUAGUGCUCACAAGGACACUUGGGGGCAUGCCCACUCCUUGGCAGCUAGACCAUGGAGUGCCAUGAAACUAUGCCCAACCCGUGUGCCUCUGCCUCGUCCAACCUGUCUCCAUCUCAUUGGAGCCGUCUGAGAACAGAAGAGUCUGGCAGCUCCCUAUUCCUGCAGCCGCGAGGGCCCUCCCCAGAGGCCGUGUGGAGGAGAGGCCUUGGCGCAUGGGCUCCGGAAGCUUCUGCCUGUGCUAAUAAAGCUUUUCAUCCGCCCCAGCCUGGGUGACUUCAGGGGAGCUGUCACGUCCAGCUGGAGCCACAGACCUGUCCUCUCAUUUCCGCCCCCAAAUAAACGCUGCCAGUUCAAGGCCCAUCCCUGAGGCUCGAAUCCAAAUCUGGGGCUUGUUAGGAACUUUCGAGAUUCCAGUGAAAAUUAAAGUGACAGUUGGUUUA